This is a messenger RNA of Leptomonas pyrrhocoris, 478 nucleotides long. RefSeq lists its product as hypothetical. NCBI's taxonomy places the organism in Eukaryota, Euglenozoa, Kinetoplastea, Trypanosomatida, Trypanosomatidae. The record is from RefSeq and is a predicted model, not a curated record. Bases 83 to 478 code for a protein of 131 amino acids. The transcript has a single exon.
GCGCUGCGUUCUGCACGCACCAGCGGGAGUCGUCUCAGCUACAAGCGUCGCAAAUAUAUUGUAGACCGGCACAAUACACACGAUGGUGUGGCCCUUUGCCGCGUCCUCUCCCACCGCCUCCACGGCAUCCGCGACGAGCAGCUCUACCGCCCCACUCGAGCAGCGCAUGAUCCGCGUCACCAAGGACGACAUCAGCCGCACCACGCCGGAGGACAUCAAGCGAGUGCGGGCCACCUUGACAGACGAGCAGCUGUCCAGUGCGAUUCGCAUCGUUUUAGAGACGAACCGCUUUGCGGAUGUGCUCGCUGCAUCGUCCGCGUCUGCGUGGGCCGAGGCGGCGACCGGCGUCACGGAGGUGCAGAUGGGUAUGUCGGGCCGAGUGGUUCGGGACCGCAUGAGUCUGCUGUACAGCAUGCUGCCCUACGUAUCCGAUGAGUUCUUGACGACGAUGGGUGGGUCCUAUUCAAGCCUGCAGUGA